Molecule: messenger RNA, 633 nt
Organism: Glarea lozoyensis ATCC 20868
Lineage: Eukaryota; Fungi; Ascomycota; Leotiomycetes; Helotiales; Helotiaceae
Exons: 1
Coding region: 1-633 (210 amino acids)
Source: RefSeq, a predicted model, not a curated record
AUGCUACUCCUCAUCGCCGGUACCUACAUCAGCUCGCUAAUUGGGGUAACGUUGGCAUUUGCCUUACCGACUCCUGACAACAAUGCCCUGGUCACCAAGUCCGAAAAUCAGAUUACAUCGAUCACUAUCCCUCCCUCCAAUACAACCAAUAACUACGGUGAAACCUUGAAACUCGAUUUCGACGCGCCUAUUGAUCCAGGGGUUGUUGAUGAGUCCCUCAAAAGCUUAUUCAAAUCAGAAGAAUCGACCCUCGUUCGCAGACUUGGCCCUACCUACUUCUCUUGCGAAGGAAGUGCGGACUACUCCGAUUCCAACGGCAAAUUAUCAUUGCAAUAUACUUGCAGCAGCAAGUACUAUCUCGCUUGGGGAUUUCGCAUCUCUGCACCGGUACAGAAAAUCAUCGCUGGACUUGUGAGUGAACGUGGCUUGGCAUGGUGGAGGAAUGGAAUAAAAAUGCCCAUGAAUGCACCUCACCCCCUCGUCAGCAAAAACUACAUCUUUCACGGAACAAUGACCGGGGCAAAUCCGGAUACCAUUGUAGAAUACAAUGAUUACAUCACUUUCCGCCACAACAUUGGCCCAGGAGGUAGUGGAAGCAUUUACUGGCAAGGAAAGGUUCAUAUGCUGCAUUGA